AUGAAGAGCUACUAUGGCUCGCGUUGGGACCCAAGCUACUUCCGAUGGAUGGUCGCGAAUUGCGACGCACCACUGACUACCGAUGCCAUGGACGGCGCAGCAUCCAACGGGAAGUUGAGCAGCGUCAAGUGGUUGCACAGCCACCGGGUUGAAGGCUGCACCACUGCAGCCAUGGACCGAGCUGCAAGCAGAGGCCGUCUCGACAUUGUCAAGUGGCUUCAUGAAAAUCGCACUGAAGGCAGCACCACUGCUGCAAUGGAUGGCGCGACAAUGUCGCUGGGCAAGGGCAUCUCGCCGCCAUCAAGUGGCUGCAUGAGAGGCUGCAGCCCUGCGGCGAUGGUCAACGCUGCGUCGAAUGGACAUUUGGAGGUGGUCAAGUAUGUGCAUACUGAGAUUAAGCAACCAGCUACCAGUGCUGCGAUCACUGCUGCCGCGGAGAACGGUCAUCUUCUGGUCGUGAAUUAUCUCCACGAGAAUCGGACGGAGGCUUGUGGAGCCAACGCCAUUCUUCGCGCCACGAGGAAGAGACACACUGCGGUCGUCAAGUAUUUACUCAAGCAUGACGAGUGUCGAGCUGCAUACAAGCCGAAGAACGCGACGAUGCUUGCUGACGGAGUAGUUUCCACGCGGAAGAAGAUCUGGCGCUUCAUUUUUGGCCUCGUGGUUUGA
Messenger RNA from Phytophthora sojae, 669 nucleotides. RefSeq lists its product as hypothetical. Bases 1 to 669 code for a protein of 222 amino acids. The transcript has 2 exons. NCBI's taxonomy places the organism in Eukaryota, Oomycota, Peronosporomycetes, Peronosporales, Peronosporaceae. Gene Ontology annotation, molecular function: protein binding. The record is from RefSeq and is a predicted model, not a curated record.